AUGGCCCCUCACGAAGAUGAGUGCUUGUCUACGUUCAUCCCACCUGCGAGGGCGCUCUCUGCGCAGCAGUACCGGCACCUGGUAACGAAGGUCUACCAGGAGAAGAACCCCAGCAUGCUGGGCGACCUUGCCUUCAUCUUCACAAAGUACGAGGGCCGUGAGGAGGAGCUCUUCUCCCAAGUGUGCUUCAAGUAUGGCGCUGAUGGUGCGGAGCUGACGGCCGGCGAGCCGAGCCAGGCUGAGCUCCAAGAGGACGAGCUGCUGGAUGCCAUCAUCCAGCUCGAGGCCGAAGUCGAACGUCGGUCUUGGCUCGUUCGCCGCAAGCGUGAGGAGGCCAAGGAGCUCGUUCUUCUCAUCAGCUUGGGCCAGGAGCGGCGGCGCUGCCAUGGAUGCGACCUCGGGCUCUGCCGCUCCCAGCGCUUGGUGCGGAGCGCUGGGGAGGUCUGCUGGGCCGUCGCCGAGGAGCAGCGCUGCGCCGCGGAGGAGGCUGCCUGCUCACCGUCCUUCCAGAACGAUGCGCUGGAGGAGGACCUGCGGCGGGGCCGUCAAUGGCUUCUUCGCGAGCUGCGCGCCAUCAUCCUCAUCGUGGUUCAGGAGGACCCCCGCUUCGCCGAGCUGGCGCACUACCUUGCGGGGGAAGAGGGCCUGCAGAUCUAA
Symbiodinium natans is the source of this 657-nucleotide messenger RNA. The record is from the annotation of a GenBank genome assembly. Lineage: Eukaryota; Dinophyceae; Suessiales; Symbiodiniaceae.